AUGCCUCAGGAUGGAGGCCAUCGUUGCCCUGCUAUCCCAGAGGAGGGUCCCUGUGCCCCAGGAUGGAGGCCUUUGCUGCCCUGCCACCCCAUCCGUCCGUCAUGGAGGGCUCCCGAGUGCUGCCUGGCUCCAUGCGUGUAUUGUUUGUGUGUCCGUGCCUGGCCAAGGGAGGUGCCAAUGCUGGGCUCGCCACAGCCCCAAGAGAGAAACAGGGGGCCUAGGAAACAGGGCACAUGGGACUCUAGCCUCAUCCCCAGGACCCCCCUUGGCUCAGAGUGUGGUGCUAGAAACUGGUCCCCAGCCCAGCCCCAGUACUGCCACCUUUGCACCCACCCCUGCAAGUCUCCAGAGGACUGCCCACCCCAGAAGCUGCCAAGCAGGGAGAACGUGUGCCAACUGUGGAGUGGGGAGGUUGGGCCUGGACCCUCAACCUCUGCAGCCUCCCUCCCCACCCCCGAACAGAUGAGCAGCUCAGGCUGUGGCCCUUACCUCACCCCCAGUUCUCUCCCAGUGCUGCAGCCUGCUCACCUCUCCCCUGCUUCCUGCACAUGCAUCACUGGCAUGUUUGCCACUUGCUCCCCUUCUGUUCCCUUGCUCCCCCCUUCUGUUCAGCUUUUGCUUUGUGUUGGUGUGGAGGCUUUAGCUCCCAGCUCCCCUCAUGCUAUCUUUUGA
Messenger RNA from Rangifer tarandus platyrhynchus (Svalbard reindeer), 672 nucleotides. The record is from the annotation of a GenBank genome assembly. NCBI's taxonomy places the organism in Eukaryota, Metazoa, Chordata, Mammalia, Artiodactyla, Cervidae.